Molecule: messenger RNA, 503 nt
Organism: Filobasidium floriforme
Lineage: Eukaryota; Fungi; Basidiomycota; Tremellomycetes; Filobasidiales; Filobasidiaceae
Product: H/ACA ribonucleoprotein complex, subunit Nop10
Exons: 4
Coding region: 107-301 (64 amino acids)
Biological process (GO): ribosome biogenesis; snRNA pseudouridine synthesis; positive regulation of telomerase RNA localization to Cajal body
Cellular component (GO): box H/ACA snoRNP complex; box H/ACA telomerase RNP complex
Molecular function (GO): box H/ACA snoRNA binding; telomerase RNA binding
Source: RefSeq, a predicted model, not a curated record
UGCAAUUGCUUGUGAAUGACACACACGUCCUGUAUCGUAUCUCAACGUCCAGUAUCACCCGGUAUUCACCUUCUCCAAUACACAAGCCAGCUCUACUCCUCCGAUCAUGCAUCUCAUGUACACUUUGAACGAACAGGGGAACAGGGUCUACACUCUGAGGAAGACCACCCCUGCCGGAAAGCCCACUCGGUCGGCUCAUCCUGCCCGAUUUUCGCCGGAUGACAAGUUUUCGCGACACCGAGUGACGAUCAAGAAGAGGUUUGGUAUCCUCCCUACCCAACUCCCCGCUCGUCCUCUUUAGAUGGAAAGACUCGGACAAGCUUGACGGAGGCACGAGGAAGCCGAUCAGGUCAUGGAUGGAGGGACCCUUUAUAGGGUUCAGUGAUAUCUCCACAGAACAGACGAUGUGGGAUGAGGGAAUCUGGACCAAGCGCUGGCGGACCCCUACUCUCAUACUAGAAGCAUAGUUUCUCUGAUCCCAUGCGACAUGUAAUGAAUGCGUU